This is a messenger RNA of Gilbertella persicaria, 1059 nucleotides long. RefSeq lists its product as uncharacterized. Lineage: Eukaryota; Fungi; Mucoromycota; Mucoromycetes; Mucorales; Choanephoraceae. The record is from RefSeq and is a predicted model, not a curated record. The transcript is spliced from 2 exons. Bases 1 to 858 code for a protein of 285 amino acids.
AUGGAGCCCGGUCUCAAAGAUCUGCCAAUUACUGAGAGUGUGCCAACACCUACAAACACUCUAAGCAAUGACAGCUUGUCUGAUCAAGACGACACAGUAGCAACACAAGAACAAGAGGAAGUGUUUCUAGUCCAAAUCGAUAGAUUGGCCCAAGUCAUUGCUACCCACCUUCAAUUUGACCAUCUCGAUGCAGUUAUUAGUAGUACAGAUAAGGAGAUUGCUACUGAGUUCCAGCAUCACAUCCAAAUCAAUGUUGAGCCCAACAACGAAGCUUACAAAGAGUCUAUGUUGCACAAUCAACAACAGGAAGAAGAAGAGUUACCUACACUGGACAUGAUGGAUCUCGAAAUUUUGAAAUCUCAAAUCUUUGCAGCUAUUCAAGCCCAUACUGAAGGAAGCUUGCCAUUAACUUGGGAUAAACUAGCAGAGAAGCUCACUCGGCAAUCUAUUGAAUCCUAUCUACGCAAAUCAGUUGCUCAGACUUGUGCUAAUGACCAACAAGAUACGGUUCUUUCUUCUUGUCUUUCUGAUAAUGCCAUUCCACUUGCAAAUGAUCUGGAUCAAUACAUUAUGGAAGGCCUUGCUCAAGUAUUUAAAUUACUCGAUAAACAAGCAUUACCAGACUUACUUCAACACACUGCCAAUGACUUGAAAGGUAUUCUGAAUUACUUCAACUCUGCCUUUCUUCAAGAUGGAAACAGAAAGUUUGUACUUCAGGUCAUACCUUGGAAUAAUGAUCCGACAGAUAUUCACGGAUUCGAGUCAAAAUUGUUAGACAUGGCCGUUCACCCGUCCUACGGUGAAACAAGCCAUUCCACUGCAUUUUUUAUUGAAUAUGCUACCAUGGCACGAGUUUAGAUUUUUCUGUACAUUCAGCAAAAAAAAAAAAAAAAAAACCCCCUCCCCAUCAAAACGAAAAAUACCCCCUUUUUUUUUCUAUCAAAAAAUGAAGAAAAAAGUCGUUUUUUAGAUAUACACAUACAUUCGUAAUAUUUGUAAAUAGUAAUAAAAAUUAUACGCCAGUCAAUUUGGCACGUGCGGUUAUUUUCAAAGUUCAUU